Molecule: messenger RNA, 3407 nt
Organism: Stylophora pistillata
Lineage: Eukaryota; Metazoa; Cnidaria; Anthozoa; Scleractinia; Pocilloporidae
Product: V-type proton ATPase 116 kDa subunit a 1
Biological process (GO): vacuolar acidification; proton transmembrane transport
Cellular component (GO): plasma membrane; vacuolar proton-transporting V-type ATPase complex; vacuolar proton-transporting V-type ATPase, V0 domain
Molecular function (GO): proton-transporting ATPase activity, rotational mechanism; ATPase binding
Source: RefSeq, a predicted model, not a curated record
UUGUGACAGUCACUAGACACAUAUUUUGGAAUAAACUAGAGGCUCUUAUAUUUCAGUAUUUUUCUAUAUUUUAUCGUAAUAAUUUUUCUACUUUUAGGAUGUGACCUAGUGAUCGUUUUUGGAAUGUAAUAUAUCCUGGUGUUAAAUGGAUAUGCGCAAGUUACACCUGCUUGUAAGACGUGAUUUCUCAGGCACCGUUUUAACUAAUUUCCUUUCGGCAAAAUUAUCUUGUUUGUUUUUAAAUAAUUAUCACAUUUCGAUAACGAAACAAAUACAGGACGUCCUUACCGCGCGCUGCAAUUCGGAAAGGCGAGGUUUUGGCAACAAGUUGUAGAAUCUUAAGAAUGUUGUGCUACGCUUGUUCGUUUCACAUAAAUAGAGGCUGUUUUAGUUAGUUCUUCAGUUGGUUAUUUUGAAUUGCAUUGGAUCACUUGUGAGAAGACGAAGACUUUCUCUGUUUGAGGGUUACUGUAUCCUGCUAGUUAUUCCCAUUUAUUUGUUAAUUUAUUUGUUUAUUCAUUUAUCAAUUUGGCUUCAAUAAAGUAUUUUAGAGGUAUAUUCCUUAAAUCCUUCUCGUUCUUGCGAGACCGCUUAAUUAUUCCGUCUUGUUACAUUAUGGUGGGCAAAUACUUCAAUGGAUCAGUCCUGGUCAAAAAAAGUUUCAAGCAAAUUAAAGAGGCCCUUUUAAGUUGAGGCCCAAUUUGAGCAGCUUGAAAAUGAAAUGAAAGACAGCAAUACAAAUCAUGAGCAUCUUAUGAAGAGCUUCCUACAGCUGACAGAAUUCAAACACAUCUUAAGUAAAACUCAAACCUUCUUUGAAGAGGCUGCUCUAGAAGGAAGCCAACACCUAAUACAUGAAGCACAGAGUGGUGAUUUACAUGCACUCUUAGAAGACAAUGCAGGACUGUAUGAAAUGGGAAAAGAAACUCAACUGGGUUUUGUCACUGGAGUCAUAGGACGUGAGCAAGUGCCUUCCUUUGAGCGUCUUCUGUGGCGUUCCUGCUAUGGAAAUGUGUUGUUUAAGCAGGCAGAAAUAGAAACUCCACUGGAAGAUCCAAGCACUGGACACCAAGUCAAAAAAUGUGUCUUCAUUGCAUUCUUUCAAGGGGACCAGCUCAGAAGCAGAGUGAUGAAAAUUUGUGAGGGGUAUCAUGCUUCAAUCUAUCCAUGUCCAAACACAGCAACUGAGAGACUAGAAACUGCCACUAAAGUAGACACAAGUAUUGAAGAUCUUCAAAUGGUCUUAAAUGAGACACGGGACCAUCGUUAUGGCCUGUUGACAACUUUAGCAAAAAACAUCAGUCAGUGGUUUAUUAAGGUUAAAAAGAUCAAAGCCAUUUAUCACACCAUGAACAUGUUCAACCUGAAUGUCACUCAGAAAUGUCUUAUCGCUGAGUGUUGGUGUCCAGUUAGUGACUUGGAUAAAAUUCAGCAAGCAUUGCGGCGAGGUACUGAACGUAGUGGUGCUGCUUUACCAUCUAUUCUGAAUCGCAUGGCCACUGAUCAAGAGCCACCCACUUUUAACAGGACCAACAAAUUUACCAGGGGGUUUCAAGCCAUUGUAGAUGCCUAUGGAGUAGCAAACUAUCAGGAAGUUAAUCCAGCCCUGUUCACCAUUAUUACCUUCCCAUUCCUGUUUGCAAUCAUGUUUGGAGACUGUGGCCAUGGCUUGAUAAUGUUUCUAUUUGCUUUAUGGUUGGUACUGAAUGAAAAGAAAUUGGAAAAUUAUAAAGGUGGCGGAGAGAUGUUUGAGACCAUUUUUCAUGGCCGUUAUAUCAUCUUGUUGAUGGGAGUUUUUGCUAUCUACACUGGUCUUAUUUACAAUGACUGCUUUUCCAAAUCUUUCAACAUCUUUGGCACAGCCUGGGAUCUAAGUGUAGACUGGGAUAACAUCAGAGAGAAACUGAAUAAUACAGCUGUUGAUAAAAACGAAAUCUUGGUAAACCCUAAUGGAACGUAUAGAGGGGUGCCAUACUUCUUUGGUAUUGACCCAAUCUGGCAGCUGGCUACAAACAAGCUUGCAUUUACCAACUCAUUCAAAAUGAAAAUGUCUGUUGUUAUUGGAGUAGCCCACAUGAUGUUUGGAGUUUGUCUGAAUUUCUUUAAUCACAGACACUUCAACAGACCUUUGGAUAUUAUUGCUGAGUUAAUACCUCAGGUCUUGUUUUUGUUUUGCAUCUUUGGUUACCUGGUCAUUUUGAUUUUCUUCAAAUGGAUUGUUAUUGAUUGCAGUUCUGAACAUCAACCAAGUUUGCUGUUGGCACUUAUCAACAUGUUUCUUGAAUUUGGAGUAGACAUAAAAAAAGAAAAUCUUCUCUAUCAUGGACAGGCUGCUGUUCAACCAUUACUGGUUGUUAUAGCUAUGCUUUGUGUACCUUGGAUGCUCUUAGUGAAGCCCCUAUACCUCAGACAUCAGCACAGGGUUAACAAAGAACAAGGUUACCAGAGGUUAAGGCCAGGUAGCCCAGGCACUCCUCGCCCGUCUGGAGAAAUGAUGGAUUCUGUAGUGGACUCUGGUGAAGUGGUUUAUCAUGACGGCUCUUUACAGGAAGAUCAAUCACCUGACGACCAUCGCGAAGAGUUUGAUUUUGGGGAGGUAUUUGUACAUCAGGCCAUUCAUACCAUUGAAUACUGCCUGGGUUGUAUAUCAAACACAGCCUCUUACUUGCGGUUGUGGGCCCUUAGUUUGGCACAUGCAGAGCUGUCGGAGGUAUUUUGGGACAUGUCUCUUCGUCCAGCUUUCACGUUUACUGGUUGGCUGGGUUCUGUUACUGCCUUUGUUAUAUUUUCAUUUUGGGCAGUCGAAACCGUUGUUAUCUUGUUGGUCAUGGAGGGUCUGUCAGCCUUCUUGCAUUCGCUUCGUCUGCAUUGGGUCGAGUUCCAGAACAAGUUUUAUCAAGGAACAGGAUGUAAAUUUGAACCCUUCUCCUUCAAGUCGAUUUUAAGUGGUCAGCUCGAGGAGUAGCUCUGUCGUUCGGCAACCGUGUACAGUUUUAAAGUUUGACACAUUCCCGUCCAUAUCUCUUGAGAAGCUUUCAAUGAGGGCGCAAUGUAUCAGAGGGAGCUUUCCCGUACUUUCUUUGGUCGUGACUCAAAUGGACACUCCAAAAUCAGGUUUCCGAGUAAAGACUGGAAUUGAAUAAAUUAUUUACCGAAUUAUUUACUGAGAAACAAUUUGCUCAGUUCCAAUCCUUACUCGGAAACCUGAGCAUCCUUUUUAGGCACGACCUACUUCCUUUACGUCUUUCUCAGCGUACAUUGUUAUCUGUCAUUUCCCCAGUCUUCCUCUUGGUUUAACAAAAAAAAUAAAUGGAGAUUUGGAACGAGGCAGAGUUUGAGAUACAAUGAAUAUAUGAAGUUCAUAUAUUCAUUGUAUCUCAUUUAUCACUUUCACGGGUUUAUUACGA